Messenger RNA from Carya illinoinensis, 2729 nucleotides. Its product is annotated as ubiquitin carboxyl-terminal hydrolase MINDY-2. Gene Ontology annotation, cellular component: cytosol; cell periphery. Gene Ontology annotation, biological process: protein K48-linked deubiquitination. Gene Ontology annotation, molecular function: cysteine-type carboxypeptidase activity; K48-linked deubiquitinase activity; cysteine-type deubiquitinase activity. The transcript is spliced from 12 exons. Bases 98 to 2167 code for a protein of 689 amino acids. The record is from RefSeq and is a predicted model, not a curated record. Lineage: Eukaryota; Viridiplantae; Streptophyta; Magnoliopsida; Fagales; Juglandaceae.
UCGUCAGACAAAUUCGUUGUCCUGGUACAUAGCAGGAACCGAGAGCGUGAACUGGAAGUUCUUGAACGACUCUGUAGCUAAAAAAACACUCGCGGAAAUGGCGUCGGCUUCUCCAUCAUCCGAAGAACAGCAGCGGCUGGAACAGCAAGUGAAGGACUGCGUUCACAAGACAAAGCUCAUUCAAUUCUUGGGACGCACCACCCCUAUCGUUCUUCAAAACGACAAUGGCCCCUGCCCGCUUCUUGCCAUCUGUAAUGUUCUUCUGCUUAGGAAUAACUUGAAUUUGAGUCCGGAUACAGUUGAAGUCUCACAGGAGAAAUUGCUUGCACUGGUUGCUGAUAGACUAAUUGAUUCCAACAGUAAUUUCAAUAAUAAGGAUGCAGGCUAUGUUGAAAAUCAACAACAGAACAUUUCUGAUGCAAUUGAUCUGCUUCCUCAACUUGCAACUGGCAUUGAUGUAAAUAUAAAAUUCAGGAGGAUAGAUGAUUUUGAGUUUACUCCAGAGUGUGCCAUUUUUGAUCUACUGGACAUUCCAUUAUAUCAUGGUUGGAUAGUUGAUCCACAGGACACUGGUACCGCUAUUGCCAUUGGGUCAAAGUCGUACAAUGCUUUAAUGGGAGAGCUUGUGGCCCUUGAAGAAGAUUGUGUUGAUUUUGUUGCUGCAACGACUGCAACCCUAGGAGUUCCUUCUCCAUGCCUUUCGAAAACUACAUCAUUUGAUGAUUCUCCACACUCACUCCCUGAUCACCAGAAAGCAAGAAAAGGAGACCUUGAAGAAGAAGCAGAGCUUUUGAGAGCCCUGGAGCUGUCUCAGGCUGCAAGGCCAACUUCAGUGGGUGAUACUCUUGUAGACAAUAUUAAUGGGGGAACUCACUCUGUUAGUUCAUAUGGAAGUGGGGACGUUAUGCCUGUAGAUUCUGUAGAUAGAUUAGAGAGGCACAUUGGUGUUGAAGACAACAAUUUGCCUAAACUGGAACCAUCUAUUUUAGAUGAUUGCAAUGCCACAAGCAAUGGCAGUGAUCUUAUAUCUGCAAAAAAUAAUACAGGGAAAGAAGCAGCUACUUCUUUCUUGAAGACUAAUGUGGGUAAUUACCUUGAUCAGUCAACUUAUGUGGAGUCUGAAGAACGUAGCCUUCACAUUGAUGUGGCUGAGAUUAGUGGUGUUGACACGUUACUCCAGAGUGGAAGUGCCCCUUCCCUUUCUCCUGGAAGAGAAACUGCAUCUUUGGAAAAGAGCGAUAUUUGUAUCUCUAGAGGGGGCAAAGAAGUUAAGCAAUCCACUUUCACAACCCAUGUUCAUGAACCUGCAGAUAAGCUAGGUGAUUGUAGCACAAAAGAAUUAUCAUACUUAUCUUCACCAAAUGCCAAUUCAGAUUUAUCUAGUGGCAGGAUUCAGCACAUCGAUGCUGCCCAAUCUUUGACUUCCAGUGUUGAUGGCAGUGAGCCCAUAUAUGAAGGAGAGGAAUGUAUAUUGGAUUCAAGAAACACAGUUCUUGAGGAACGGGAGCCUAUGUAUGAGGGUGAGGUGGUUCUUGAGAAACAAGCUGACGAAAGCACUGUAGAUACCCAUAGUGCAAGAUCUAAAGAUGAAAUUACUCCACAAGAAGGGGAGCUUAUCCAGAAUUUUUUGAAAAACAAUGCUAGCCAGUUGACCAUUAAUGGCCUUUUCUGCUUACGAGAUGGUCUUAAAGAACGUGAACUUUGUGUAUUUUUCCGUAAUAAUCACUUCAGCACCAUGUUUAAGUUUGAUGGUGAACUUUAUCUUCUAGCUACUGACCAAGGUUACAUAAAUCAGCCUGAUUUGGUGUGGGAAAAAUUAAAUGAGGUCAAUGGGGAUACUCUGUUCAUGACGGGUAACUUUAAGGAAUUCAGAGCAGAAAGUCGUGCAAAUGACACAUGGGAUGAACAUAAUGCUAUGGCCAGCACUGCUGACUAUCUUGCCAGCAUCAAUAGCUCAGCACAAGUGGGUUUGGAUGGAAAUUCUGAUCUACAAUUGGCGAUUGCUCUGCAACAACAGGAGUUUGAACAACAACCUCAGCGUUCUAAUUCACAGCAGUCAUCCAUCAGUGGAAGUUCGAGGAUGAUCAUUGGUCCCCAGGAUUCUUGGCCACAAUUUCCAGAUUAUGGGAAGUUCAUGCACUCAUUAUUUCAUGGCACAAAUCCGUGAUAGAACACUACUGAAGCUGUGAUGACCUACAUGAUGUGAAAUCUUUGUGUAGAUUAUUAUAACUUUGUUGAACUUGUUCAACGGAACUUUUUCUUGCCUUGAUCUCUCAUACAAAUACGGUGGGGCAAUACCUUUUUAAUUUUUUAAAAAGAUGUUCAAGAACAAUACAUUUUGAUAUGAAGUCGUUGAUGUUAUAAAAUCACGCACUUGAUUAUCAUUAGUAGUCAAAAUUCAUGCAUUUUCUUUCCGAUUUUUAUUUGUUAUGAGAUUAUGUUUUAUCCUAUUCAGUUGAGUAUAUUUCUGCUUGUGGCUGAGAUGGUGAAGUAGAGACAAAACAUUUGAAAUUUAGAGAAUUUUUUUUGGCCAUCACGUAUUUGCAUCUUGUUUCACGAAUAUCAUCAUUCCCUGCAAUCAACCAGAGCAUGAUUGCUAUGCUCUACAUAGAUUUCCCCUCAUGACUGCAAGCUACAAAUUAUUGCCUUGACUAAUGGCUUUUGGCAGGUGCCAAGAACGACUGGCAGGGACUCGGACUCGUCCUCGUCCUCCAGACCUGAAGCAAAAU